Galleria mellonella (greater wax moth) is the source of this 8331-nucleotide messenger RNA. RefSeq names its product eIF-2-alpha kinase activator GCN1 (gene l(3)80Fj). NCBI's taxonomy places the organism in Eukaryota, Metazoa, Arthropoda, Insecta, Lepidoptera, Pyralidae. Gene Ontology annotation, cellular component: cytosol. Gene Ontology annotation, biological process: regulation of translation; cellular response to amino acid starvation. Gene Ontology annotation, molecular function: protein kinase regulator activity; protein binding. The record is from RefSeq and is a predicted model, not a curated record.
CAGUUGAUCGUUUAGAUACUUUGAUGUGCAUUUUUGACAGUUCCGCAGUUUCUUCUCUUCCAGAUCUUUUUAAUCUAUGUCCCAAUGCUGCAGGACGUGUGCUUUCGUAAAGAAUUUUUUUGAAUGUCUGGAAAAUGGCAGAUUCUGAGGUUUUAAAAAGAUUGAAAGAUAUACCAUUUAAAAUCCAAACCGCAAGUUUGAAAGGAAGACGUGAAGUGCUCGAGGAAAUACAGAAUGUUCUUUCUACUCCAGGUAUCACAGAGCCAGCGGUACGAUUUGUGUGCCGUGUGGUUGCAUCCACACUGCACCGAUAUCGAGACUCCACCUCGCAAUCAUAUGUAAAGAGCCUGCUCGCAUACCUGGCCACCAACCAUAGGGAAUGGACAUUACGCAACUUGUUGCCUGUGCUAUUAGAUAUAUCAGAACAACUUAAAAAUACAGCAACUUCUAAGAGCAUAUGUCAAAGUGGUCUGUAUGCACUGCGAUGGUCAACAGUAGUGGUGCAAAAUUCUCUCACAGCCACCGAGGAAGAUGGAGUGGACUACAACUCACUGGUCUUGUCACAAGCAAAUCUAUUGGCAGUUGUUACUGCUUAUGGUGAUAAGAGGAAAAAUGAUAAAGCAUAUUCAAUGCUGCACACUUCAUGGUGCGCCAUCAGCAAGCAGAGGUGGAGCAAGUGGCUGGAGGUGCUGGUGGCGCAGGCAGCCGACUCUGGGCCACAUGUUUGUGUUGCGUUCUCUGCUCUCUGCAGGCACUGUAAACAAGUUGGAGACGAAGACACUAUUGCACAACACAAGAAAAGAAUGUUGGAGAGUUUCAUAAAGAGCCUGAUCAGCGUCAAGUGCCGUCCAAACGCCAACUACAUCAAAGGUUGCUGGGACCUGCUCCACAUAUUAAAUUGCAACGAGGUGCACGAGAACUUAUUGCCGGCGUUACAAAAAGCCAUGUUGCGAAGUCCAGAGACCAUAAUACAAGCAGUCGGCGAAGUCAUGGCCAAUUUGGACGUAGACCUGGACGGGAUCGCCAUUGAUAUUGGAAAGAGCUUGAUUGUGAACCUCCACUCGAAGGACCCGUGGGUGCGCGACGAGGCGCUGGCGGCGCUGAGCCGGCUGGCGCAGCGCUGCUCGUCGGCCGCCGCCGCGCAGGCGCUGCUCGACCACGCCUUCGCCGAGUACAACGGCGCCGGCGGCAAGCUCACCUCGAGCGAGGACAAGAUCGCCGUGCUCAACGGCGUGAGCGCGCUGAGCUCCGUCCGCGUGUCGGCAGAGGAGCGGGAGCAGCUGAGCAGCGCCGCCAGCGCGCAGUGCGCGCGCGUGCUGGACAGCGAGUCGCACGACCGCACGCUGUGCGGCGCCCUGCUCGCGCUGCGCACCUGGGCCCGCCCGCGCCCGCCGCCUCACCUCGCCCACAUACUCAAGGUACGCCCCAAAAACUUGUCAGCCAAGAAUACGUCGCAAGUGGUACGCAUAGCGUACAUGUCACUGCUGUCGCACGUGCUGCGGGAUGCGAAAGCUGAGAGCGGUGAGGCAGCAGAACCCGAGACGGACACGCUGCGACCGCUGCUACUCAGCGCUGUCGACAAAGCAGUCCAGCAGCCACUGCAGCACUUGGUGGUGAGCGAAGGGAUCUGUGCCCUAGCAUCACUGGUGCUGCUAGAUAAAGGCGGGUCGCGCGAACUGCUGUCGCGGGCAGCGCUGUUGCCGAGCCUACUACACGACCGCGUGCUGGCCGCCGCUUCCGAUGACGUCCUAAUACAGGUGGUGUUGCUAUGCAGAACAGUGUUAGAAGACUACCCAAAUGUUGCCAGUGAACAGAACUCGGCAGUGUACAGAGCGUUCAUACUAGUCAUGCUAUCGCCCGUGAAGUCUGUACGGACCACUGCUAUAGAAGAAGUGAAAUCGUUACUCGCCAAAGAAGACAGAGCCUCACUGGCGAGGUAUUUAGUGCUUAAGUUGAACGAAGUGCUGGAGGAGGGCAAGAUCUUCAGCAGUAAGGAGAAGUCGCCGACCGAGGAGAAAGGGAGUGAUGUGACUGGGAAGAUGAUAUUGGAUUGUGUUCAAGCACUGUGUUCAUAUAGAGAUUACCCAGUAGUGGACGCGCAAAGCUUAGCCAUAGACGUGUUGCCGAGCUGCCACCACCCGCUCGUGGUGGCGGUCAACGGCCGCGCAUGGCACAAGCUCGUCUGCUACCUACGUCUCGAGCCCAAGAAACUGGUCGGACAGUAUGCUAAUAACUUGAAGAACACCUACAUCAAUGGAUAUACACCGAAUGAGACGUUGUCAAACGUAGUGUCGACAUUGGUAGCGACGAACGCGGAGGUGAUCGCGGGCAGCGCCAUACAGAUCGCGCUGCAAACGCUGCAGGACGCCGAGCUGCUGCGAGUCACGCGCGAUGAGUACUUCACGUACCUCACACCUGACGGCGAGCUGUACGACAAGAGCUCCGUGCCCGGUAAUGAGGAUAGCAAAGAGAUGAACAUGAAACGUGAGAGCAAAGCGUACAGCUACAAGGACCAGCUCGAGGAACUGCAACUACGGCGCGAGCUCGAGGAGAAGCGGCGCAAGGAAGGAAAAAUUAAAGAGGUGCCGUUAACAGCCAAGCAAAAGGAAGCUAUAAAAGCCCAACUCGCCAAGGAGAGUGCUAUCCGACAGAGACUAAGCGUGCUGAACGCGCGCGUGGUGGUGGCGGUGCGGCUGGUGGCGGCGGUGCAGCGCGGCGCGGCGGGCGCGGUGUGCGCGGCGGCGCGGCGGCUGGUGGGCGCGCUGCUGGCGGCGCUGCGCAGCCCGCUGGCCGCGCCGCUGCUGGCGCCGCUCUACUGCGCGCUGCGGCCCGCGCUGCUGCCGCUGCCCGCGCACCGCGACCUCGGCCGCGCCGUCGCCGUGCUCACGCUCAGACUACACAAGCCCCAGUGCGAUCUCGACCCUAGCUGGGAAGAGGAAGACUUAGAAAAGGCCACCAUCCGCACUAUCAACCUUGUACACACCGCCACAGCCGAGAUCAAGGUCGCCUCGGAAGACGGCACCAGUACUCCUGCACAAAAGGCCAACUACUUCACAGCGCCGGGCUUCUGUUACGUGUUCCCGUUACUAAAAGAAGGUCUAACGGCGCCGGCGACCCGCAAAGAUGAAUCGACGAUGGUGAACGGUUUGUCGGUGAUCGCCCGCCACGCUGCUCUUCGCUCCGACCAUGAAAUGCUGCAGCCCACGCUAUUUCCUAUCGACCACAUGUUUAGACUGCUCAUUGAUCUUAUUAGCAGCACGAGCGGGCGCGUGGCGGCGGCGUGCACGGUGGCGCUGCUGGAGACGGCGCAGUGCGGCGCGCGCGGACUCGUCGCGCCCGCCGACGUCGCCUGCCUGCUCGCCGGCCUGCAGAGCCCGCUCGAGGUGGUACGCGAUGCAGCGUUGCGUGCUCUGUUGUGCGUGGUAGAAUGUCUGCCGGCGUUGCUGGAGGACCCCGAGUACGCCAUGAAUCUCACUAAACGCCUGCUAGUCGCUACCUUCGAUGUUUCCGAUGAUAACAAGAAGCUGGCGAGCGAGCUGUGGGCGCAGCUGCCGCUGGCGCAGGCGUGGAGCCGCGAGCGCGCGCUGCUGGAGCUGCUGCUGGCGGAGGCGCAGCACCCCGCCGAGCCGCUGCAGCGCGCCGCCGCCGCCGCGCUCGCGCACCUGCUGCACGCGCACCACCCCGACGCCGUCCACCACGUGCUGCAGCGCCUGCAGGACAUAUACACAGACAAGCUGCCCCUGAUCCCGGCGCGGCUGGACCAGUUCGGGCACGAGGUGGAGGCGGCGGUGGACGAGUGGGGCGCGCGGCGCGGCGCGGGGCUGGCGCUGCGCGCGCUGGCGCCGCAGCUGGCGCCGGCCGCCGUGGAGGCCGCCAUGCGCUUCUUCGUCGAGCGCGCGCUCGCCGACCGCCACGAGCGCGUGCGCGCCGACAUGCUCGACGCCGCCAUGGCCAUCGUCGACCUGCACGGCAAGGAGACGCUGAGCAGCCAGCUGCCGGUGUUCGAGAACUUCCUGGACCGCGCGCCCAAGUCGGGCGGCUACGACGCCGUGCGGCAGAGCGUGGUGCUGCUGGUGGGGUCGCUGGCGCGGCACCUGGCGCCCGCCGACGCGCGCGUCAAGCCCAUCGCGCUACGCCUCGUCGCCGCGCUCUCCACGCCCAGCCAGCAGGUACAAGAAGCUGUAAGCAACUGCCUGCCGCACCUGGUGACCUCGCCGGCGCUCGAGGAGGAGAUCCCUGUAAUCAUGAACAAGCUUAUGAAGCAACUUCUCACCGCCGAGAAGUAUGGAGACAGAAAGGGCGCCGCGUACGGCAUCGCAGGCAUCAUCAAAGGGCUCGGCAUAUUGUCGCUGAAACAAUUAGACGUGAUGGGCAAACUCACUGAAGCUAUACAGGAGAAGAAGAAUUACAAGUAUCGCGAAGGCGCGCUGUUCGGCUUCGAGAUGCUGUGCUACAAGCUGGGCCGGCUGUUCGAGCCGUACAUCGUGCACGUGCUGCCUCACCUGCUGCUGUGCUUCGGCGACAGCUCGCAGUACGUGCGCGCCGCCGCCGACGACACCGCCAAGCUCAUCAUGAGCAAGCUCAGCGCGCACGGCGUCAAGCUCGUGCUGCCCUCGCUGCUGCAGGCGCUGCAGGACGACAACUGGCGCACCAAGGCCGGGUCGAUCGAGCUGCUGGGCGCGAUGGCGUACUGUGCGCCGAAGCAGCUGUCGUCGUGCCUGCCGUCCAUCGUGCCCAAGCUCAUCGAGGUGCUGAGCGACUCACACAUGCGCGUGCAGCACGCCGGUGCAGAGGCGCUCCGCGUCAUCGGCUCCGUCAUCCGCAAUCCCGAGAUACAGGCGAUCGUGCCGGUGCUGCUGAGCGCGCUGCAGGACCCGUCCAACAAGACGUCGGCGUGCCUGCAGACGCUGCUCGACACCAAGUUCGUGCACUUCAUCGACGCGCCGUCGCUGGCGCUCAUCAUGCCCGUGGUGCAGCGCGCCUUCCUCGACCGCAGCACCGAGACGCGCAAGAUGGCCGCGCAGAUCAUUGGCAACAUGUACUCGCUCACCGACCAGAAGGACCUCAUGCCCUACCUGCCCAACAUCAUACCGGGCCUCAAGAGUUCGCUGCUCGACCCCGUGCCCGAGGUGCGCUCAGUGUCCGCGCGCGCGCUGGGCGCGAUGGUGAAGGGCAUGGGCGAGAGCAGCUUCGAGGAGCUGCUGCCGUGGCUGAUGCACACGCUCACCUCGGAGACCAGCAGCGUCGACCGCUCGGGCGCCGCGCAGGGGCUCUCCGAGGUCGUCGCCGGGCUCGGCGUGCACAAGCUGCACAAGAUCAUGCCAGACAUAAUAGCGACGGCGGAGCGCACGGACAUCGCGCCGCACGUGAAGGACGGCUACAUAAUGAUGUUCAUAUACAUGCCGGGCGCGUUCACGGACGAGUUCACGCCCUACAUCGGGCAGAUCAUCAACCCGAUCCUGAAGGCGCUCGCCGACGAAAACGAGUACGUCCGCGAGACCGCGCUCAAGGCCGGCCAGCGGAUCGUCAACUUGUACGCGGAGUCCGCCAUCAUGCUGCUGCUGCCCGAACUGGAGCGGGGGCUCUUCGACGACAACUGGCGAAUCCGGUACAGCUCCGUGCAACUCCUCGGAGACCUGCUGUACCGCAUUUCGGGCGUCUCCGGCAAGAUGAGCACGGAGACCGCGUCCGAGGACGACAACUUCGGCACCGAGCACUCGCACAAGGCGAUCAUGAACGCGCUGGGCGUGGAGCGCAGGAACAGGGUGCUUGCCGGCCUCUACAUGGGCCGCAGCGAUGUCGCGCUCAUGGUCCGCCAGGCGGCGCUGCACGUCUGGAAGGUGGUAGUAACGAAUACCCCAAAAACACUGCGCGAGAUCCUGCCGACGCUGUUCGGGCUGCUGCUGGGCUGCCUCGCGUCCACCAGCUACGACAAACGGCAAGUCGCCGCGCGCACACUCGGCGACCUCGUCAGAAAGGUCUGUUGAUAUAGAACAGGAGUGGUCAACCGCAGCCAACCGAUCCUGGAGCGCGGGCUUCGGUCGGAGCGCGCCGACCAGCGUUCAGGGAUUCUGCAUCGUUGAUCGGAGAGAUCCUCGCCUCCAUCGCGCGACGCCGUUCUCAGCUUCGCCGACGGAUUCACAAUUUGUGUGCCGACGGUGCGCACGGCGCUGUGCGACCCGCUGGCGGAGGUGCGGCUGGCGGCGGCGCGCACGUUCGACAGCCUGCACGCCACCAUCGGCAACAAGGCGCUCGACGACAUCCUGCCGCACCUGCUGCGGGCGCUCAACGACCCCGACCGCGACCUCGCCGACGCCGCGCUCGACGGCCUCAAGCAAAUAAUGGCGAUCAAGUCGCGCGCGGUGCUGCCGUACCUGGUGCCGGUGCUGACGGUGGGCGGCGGCGGCGCGGGCGGCGUGGACACGCGCGCGCUGUCGGCGCUGGCGGCGGCGGCGGGCGGCGCGCUGGGCCGCCACCUGCCGCGCGUGCUGCCCGCGCUGCUGGCCGCGCUGGUGGCCGCGCGCGGCACGCCGCACGAGCCGCGCGAGCUCGACCACUGCCGCGACGCGCUGCUGCCCGUCGCCGACCCGGCCGGCGUGCGCUGCAUCAUCGACACGCUGCUGGAGGCGUCGCGCGGCGGCGUGGCGGGCGCGGGUGGCGCGGGUGGCGCGGGUGCCGCGGGUGGCCCGGCGGACGAGGCGCGGGCGCGGGCGGCGGCGGCGCUGCUGUGCGCGUUCGUGUCGCACACGCGCGCCGAGCUGGCGCCGCACGUGCCGGCGCUGCUGCGCGGCCUGCUGCUGCUGUUCGCGGCCGACGAGCGCGACGUGCUGCAGAUGGCGUGGGAGGCGCUGGCCGCGCUCACGCGCACGCUCGACCCCGAGCGCCAGAUCCUGCACGUGCAGGACGUGCGCCAGGCCGUGCGCUACGCCGCCGCCGACCUGCGCCAAGACCUGCUGCCCGGCUUCUGUCUGCCCAAGGGCAUAGCACCUAUCCUACCACUGUUCCGUGAGUCUAUCCUGAACGGUCUGCCGGAGGACAAAGAGAACGCGGCGCUGAUGCUGGGCGAGGUGAUCAAGCUGACGUCGCCGGCCGCCAUUCAGCCGUCCGUCGUGCACAUCACCGGCCCGCUCAUCCGCAUCCUCGGCGACCGGUUCAACUGCAACGUGAAGGCCGCCGUGCUGGAGACGCUGGCUGCGUUGUUGUCUAAGGUGGGCGUAAUGCUGAAGCAGUUCCUGCCGCAGCUACAGACGACAUUCCUGAAAGCGCUGAACGACCCGAGCCGGUCGGUGCGGAUCAAGGCGGGCGUGGCGCUGUCGCAGCUCGUGGUGAUCCACACGCGCGCCGACCCGCUGUUCGUCGAGAUGCACAACGGCAUCAAGAACACGGACGACCCCGCCAUCCGCGAGACCAUGCUGCAGGCGCUGCGCAGCAUCAUCACCGGCGGCGGCGACAAGAUGUCGGAGCAGCUCGCGCUCGGCAUCCUCGCCACGCUGACCGGGCCGGCGCUGCUGGCGCACCCCGACGACCCGCCGCGUGGUCCCGUGGGCGGCUGCCUGGGCGCGCUGCUGCACUGCCUGCCGCCCGCGCACCGCGACGCCGCGCUGCUGCACCACGUGCUGGCGCCGCUGCCCUCACCCGCCUCCGACCACGACCACCUGCUGCACCACGGCCGCUCGUGCGCGCUCUUCGUCGCGCUCAAGGAGACGCCGGAUCACGUCUACCGCGACCCCUUCCAGGACAGGGUCGAGCGCGCGCUGCUCGGCUACCUGGCCAGCGAGCGCACGCCCGUCGCCUGCAACGGCAUCCGCGGCAUGGGCUACCUCAUGCGCCACCUGCUGCACACCGACCGCCCCAUCCCGCCCAACAUACUCUCGCAGUUCGUCAGGAGCAUGAACCACCCGAGCAACGAGGUGAAGCAGCUGAUGGCGACCGCGAGCGCGCUGGUGGGGCGCGACGUGCAGCUGGACGGCGAGGCCGGCGAGGCCGGCGAGGGCGGCGGCGGCGGCGGCGGCGAGCUGCUGCGCGCGCUGCUGCCGGCGCUCGUCAACGGCACCAAGGAGAAGAACACCUACGUGCGCGCCAACUCCGAGCUGGCCCUGCGUGCCGUGCUGCGCCUGCCGCACGACGACCACUUCCACCAGCGCUGCCUGUCGCUGCUGGAGGAGGGCGCGCGCGAGGCGCUGGCGGACGUGGUGGCGCGCGUGCUGCGGCGCGCGCACUCGGACGCGCGCGACGAGGACCUCGACUGCACGCUGCUCACCUGAGCACCGGGCUCGCCGCGCCCUCUAUACUACUAUUACUGUAUUUAAUAAAAUUAUUGUAAUACACACC